CUGGCUGCUAAAAAACACUUUUGAGCCGGGCCAUUGCUGUGCAUGAGCAGUGCGGAAUAGUAAUUUACAACGACAACAAGUACUAUUUAUAUCUUAAAAAAACCACGCGAAAAAUCUGCAAUGGGUAAUGGUACAGUAAUUAUUUCUUUGUUAGUAUUGACUGUGGGUGUUCCUCUCGGUUUGUUGAAAAUUUCUGGUAUAUUCAACAUUCCUCCUAUCCCAAAAUUCGAAGACACUUGGUGGGGCCCAGGGGGCAAAGGUGUAGACGAUGUCACGAUAAGACCUUUCAAAAUCGCCGUUCCUGAUGAGGUCAUUCUAGAUCUCAAAACCAGGCUGAAAAACACCAGAACACCGAUUCCACCUUUGGAAGGUGCUAAACAUACUUACGGUAUUUCAUCAACCGUCACGAAAUCAGUGCUGGACUUUUGGCUGAACAAGUACGAUUGGAAGAAGAGGGAGCAAUUCCUCAACCAAUACCCACAGUUCAAGACCAAGAUACAAGGCCUUGACAUCCAUUUCCUGCACGUGAAACCGAAGAAGAUUGAGGGACUCAGAGUUUUUCCGCUAUUGCUCAUCCACGGCUGGCCCGGCUCGGUCAGGGAAUUUUAUGAAAUCAUCCCCCUUCUGACAACACCUCAAAAGGAUCGUCAAUUCGUGUAUGAAGUUAUCGUUCCUUCAUUACCAGGUUAUGGUUUUUCCGAGGCAGCAGUACGCCCAGGCCUAGGAUCUGCACAAAUGGCCGUUAUAUUCAAGAACUUGAUGAACAGACUGAACAUACAGAAAUACUACGUUCAAGGGGGGGAUUGGGGGUCGAUGAUUGCGAACUAUAUGGCUGUUUUAUACCCUCAACAAGUCAUCGGAAUGCACUCGAACUUAUGCUUCAGCGAUAUGCCCAUAACGACUCUGAAGAAGAUCGUUUACGCUUUGAAGCCUUCACUGAUCGUGGACAAAAAGUAUGAACACCUUGUAUAUCCGAUGUCGAGUGUGUUCGCCACUAUGAUUUUGGAGUCUGGGUAUUUACAUCUACAGGCUACCAAACCAGAUACUGUAGGUACAGCCUUAAACGACUCCCCAGUAGGCCUGGCUGCUUAUAUACUGGAAAAGUUUAUAACUUGGACAAAUCCCAGCUUUAAAGAACGCGAGGACGGGGGUUUGACUGAAAAAUAUAAAAUGGAGGAUCUUCUGGAUAAUGUAAUGAUAUAUUGGGUAACUGGUACAAUAACGUCAUCCAUGAGGUUAUACUCAGAAUCUUUCAAUAGUGCCCACUACAGUUUGCACCUUUCUAAAAUACCUGUGACUGUACCAUCUGGAUGUUCGAGAUUUGCACACGACAUAUUGUACUCACCUACCGCCCUGUUGGAGGAUAAAUUUCCCAAUUUAUUACACGUGACUGAUCACGACGCAGGGCAUUUCGCAGCUUUCGAAGUACCAGAAGUACUAGCCAAGGAUAUUUACGAUUUCACUGAGAAAGUUCUAACCGCAUCAUCGCCGAAAAAAUAAUGCAGUUUUUAUCUCUGGAUGUAAUGGGAAAUAGUGUACGAUCAUUUCGAUGAAUACUUCAGGGGAAUUCGAACCGAAUAUAUGUUUAAGCCCACCUAACCAGUUUUCUAAAUUCAUAACGUCCCCCUUCGAAGUGAUUGUAUCGACCUAACCAAAUUAAACCAAACAGAACCGCAAACAAACCGAACUCCCAUAGGGGUAGUAUCGUGAGAGCUUGUACCUCUGCAGAGCUACCAGUUUUUCGGAAAAAAAUCAUGCCUUCUAGGUUUAAGUCCUUCCGAAACUACUGGAUAUACCAAAGUAAAAACGGAAUAUCCCAAUACAAUCAUUCCGGAGGUGGACACAGAGGGUUAGCUCUGUGCAAGUUAAUUUUUCGAUUGAUUCGCUAUAGUUUUGUAGUUCGAAUUCUAAGUGUUUCACAUUGAUAAAAGGACAGUAUUUCAUACUUCACUACCUCGGAAUGAGAAUACAAUAUUGUCCCAAUGGGUUAGUUUCACAAAAUCAAUAAAAAGAAUUUCCUCCAAA
This is a messenger RNA of Coccinella septempunctata (seven-spotted ladybird), 2025 nucleotides long. Its product is annotated as juvenile hormone epoxide hydrolase 2-like. Gene Ontology annotation, molecular function: epoxide hydrolase activity. NCBI's taxonomy places the organism in Eukaryota, Metazoa, Arthropoda, Insecta, Coleoptera, Coccinellidae. The record is from RefSeq and is a predicted model, not a curated record. Bases 121 to 1500 code for a protein of 459 amino acids. The transcript has 5 exons. Gene Ontology annotation, biological process: epoxide metabolic process.